Molecule: messenger RNA, 1337 nt
Organism: Benincasa hispida (wax gourd)
Lineage: Eukaryota; Viridiplantae; Streptophyta; Magnoliopsida; Cucurbitales; Cucurbitaceae
Source: RefSeq, a predicted model, not a curated record
AUUCAGUUCUUUAACAAACAGGGUGAGGCUCCGCCUCCACCGCUUUCUUAAAUCCCCUCCGCCUUUUUCUUCUCCCUUCUGUACAAAUUUUCAGGUGGUUUUUCGUUUUUGAUAAUUUGAAUUUCUAGUUUUAGAAUAUCUUUGAUCGAUGGAUUCUGUUGGGAAGAACGUGGAUCGGAUUAAGGGUCCGUGGAGUCCUGAGGAAGAUGAAUCGUUGAAGAGAUUGGUUGAAAGCUAUGGACCGAGGAAUUGGUCGUUGAUUAGUAAGUCGAUUCCUGGUCGUUCUGGGAAAUCUUGCCGUCUCCGAUGGUGUAAUCAGCUUUCUCCUCAGGUGGAACACCGCCCGUUUACUGCUGAAGAGGAUGACGCCAUUAUCAGAGCUCACGCCAAGUUUGGGAAUAAGUGGGCCACCAUUGCUCGUCUUUUGAAUGGCCGCACCGAUAACGCGAUCAAGAAUCACUGGAAUUCGACGCUCAAGCGUAAAUGCUCCGCCAUGGGUGAUGAUUUCAACGAUCCGGAUUUGCAUCAGCCUCUCAAAAGAUCUGCCAGCGUUGGUCCGGGUCCAGUCACCGUCGCUUCCGGGUUUGGGUUGAAUCCGAGUAGUCCAUCUGGAUCCGAUUUGAGUGACUCAUCUCCAUCGCUACCCCCACCGCCACCACAGCCUGUAUACAGACCCUUAGCUAGAAGUAGCUCGAUUGUUCCGUCAAAUCAUCGGCAGAUUGUGAACUCCUACGAUCCUCCUACCUCACUAUGCCUCUCACUGCCAGGAUCCAAUUCGACAUCCGGGUAUGGGUCGGAUUCAGUGGCGAGCCCGACCCGGAAGAUGAUUCAGGCAAUUCCUACUACCGGUGGGCAUGUCAAGGAAUCCGAGUUAUUCAGUGCAGAAUUCUUAAGUGCGAUGCAGGAGAUGAUUAAAAUCGAAGUAAGGAAGUACAUGUCUGGAUUCGAGCAUAAAGGUUGGCAUUUGCAUACCGAUGCCAUCAGAAACGCUGUGGUUAAGCGUAUGGGAAUAAGCAAGAUCGAUUAGCAGAGCAGAUAAAUGGCAGAACCAAACUCUUUGGAUUUUACCAUCCCCUCCCGUCUUCUACAGAAAUCACAAUCAUUUUGGCAGUGUACAGAGAAGCGCAAGCAAGCGAGAGAGAGAAACAGAGAAAAUUAUUCAAUGAAUGAUGCUGUUUAGCCUUCCAAUUUCUUUAAUCUUUGGUUUAUCAUAGAAAAGAAGAAAAAACGAAAAAAUCCAUUAAAUCUUAGAGACCAUGAAUCAGCCAAAUUCUAUUAAUCUCUGUGAAUCGAAUCGAUGAAAUUAAUUAAAGACCCAUGAUUGAUUUGACACAAAA